Procambarus clarkii (red swamp crayfish) is the source of this 8179-nucleotide messenger RNA. NCBI's taxonomy places the organism in Eukaryota, Metazoa, Arthropoda, Malacostraca, Decapoda, Cambaridae. The record is from RefSeq and is a predicted model, not a curated record.
AGUGCUCGUGCUGCCUUUGAGAGAGGGUGCACGUUGGUGUGUCUGCUUCAUUGUGUGUUUUGACGCUUGCUCUAGCGGAAGAGAAGUAAUUGUUAACCAAGAACUGAUGUUAUGGACUUGGGUACUGUAGUGUAUAGUUAUCAGACACCAUUCUGUGGACGCUGAAUACCGUAAACGUACUAGAAAAUCAGGUGUUUCAUCAUGGAACCCGACCCACCGUCCCGGUAUCAACCAACAGCAAGAUGGGGGCGUUCGGCACUGUUCUUCCUCCUGUCCCUAGCGCUAUCGUCAUUCUCCACGGUCGAGUGUGGUCAAUGCAUUUGGUAUGAUCACUGUGGGAAAAGUGAGCGGGGUCACCUCAACUGCGCCUACAAUGGCACUGCCAAGCCUAUCUCCAAGGCAGGGAUUGGAAUACUCACUCAAACAUGUCCUGAACUGGUUUCGGAAUUCAUGGCUGAAGAUGGUCAACUUGAUACAUGUUGCAAUGACCAGCAGGCGCUUGCAUUGUCCCGAUCCCUAGACAUGAUGAAGAUGUUUCUUGUGCGAUGUCCAGCGUGCAUGAGAAAUCUUCGCAUACCCUUUUGUUAUAUGACAUGCUCUCCACAACAGACAGAUUUCCUCGUACCAGUAAACCAUGUUCCUGCUACACACACCCUUAAAAAAGGACAUAAGAUGGUUACUGAUAUGAAGUUCUAUCUGUCGAAAGACUUUGUGGAUAAGGUUUAUGCUUCAUGUCGAGAUGUCGUGUCACCGUCCACCAACGACAGAGUCAUGGGAUUGUUUUGUGGAGAUUGGGGCGCUGCUCGCUGCACCGGAGAACGGCUCUUUAAUUACUUGGGCAAUUUUGAAGUAAAUGGCCAUACCCCAAUAAACAUCCAGUACCAAUACUUGAAAGAUCUGGAGGAGAGUCCUGAGGGCAUCAUACCUCUGAAUCAAACUGCACAACCUUGCAAUUUAGAGCUAGAGGGGAGUAUAGCUUGCUCAUGUGCGGACUGCCAGAGUUCAUGUCCUGUCAUACCCGACACGUGGGAUGCACCUGGUAAACCGUGGAUUAUGUUCGGCUACGACGGCUUGGCUGUGGCAAUGGCCUUGACUGCAGUGUUGUGCUCCGUCUCCUUCUUGGUGAUCUUUGCCUACUGCCACAAGCGUAAUAAAAGAUACACAGAGGAACUAAAGAUGUUGAUCUUGCUGAUAAGAGUAGAUAAAGAGCGGCAGAAGACAAUUCCAGCGGUGAUGGUAGAGCGUAGUAUGCGUCACCCUGAAGAAAUACGUACUGCUGUCGGUAGACGCCUGGCGCAUCUUUCUGAUCCUCAAGCACAGUUUGCUGGAGAAGAUGAGAACUCAUUGCUUCAUGGGAGACCUACAGGGGACAUGCCAGAAAUAGUAAUGCAUGACGAAUUAUCUGUGUUUGAACAUAUCACCAAUUGGACCCAGACAACUGUGGACCAUCUCUUCACCAAAUGGGGAACAUUGUGUGCUUACCACCCGUGGAAGGUAAUGGGUAUUGGCCUAAUUGUUGCUGCAUCAUUGUGUGUUGGCAUUAUCUUCCUACAAAUCACUACGGAUCCUGUGGAUUUAUGGGCUUCUCCUAAUUCACGAGCUCGUGUUGAAAAAGACUAUUAUGACGAGAAUUUUGAGCCAUUCUAUCGCACUGCUCAAAUAUUCAUUCGCCCAGUUGGCAUUGAGAGUUUUGAUCUGAAUGGUGAUACCUAUGGCCCUGUAUACAACAAGACCUUCCUGCUUCAAGUCUUAAGGUUUCAAAACUACAUUACAAAUGAGUUGUCAGCGGAGGUUGACGAGAAAAAUGUGUUCUUGACAAACAUUUGCAAUAAGCCUCUUGCACCUGAAAACAAUAACUGCAACAUCCAGUCUGUACUCAAUUUCUGGCAGAAUGAUGAAGCAACAUUCAAUAAAUCCAAUACUCAGCAUGCAAAGUCCUGUAUUGGGAAUGCCUACCAAGAACAGUGUAUGGGAACAUACGGAGGUCCUGUUCUCCCUCAUGUGGCUCUUGGGGGAUUUUUGGACUCGAACCAAACCCUCUCUGAUGACCCAAAUUACUUGAAGGCUAACACUCUAGUCAUUACACUUCCAAUCAACAACUUCUUCAACAAAUCUUUGCUUAAACCUGCUUUGGCAUGGGAAAAAGCGUUUAACGAGUUUAUGCUUAAAUACUCUCAUCCCAUGAUGGACAUCGCUUUUCGUUCUGAGCGAUCCAUUGAAGAUGAACUGGUACGAAUGAGCAAAUCUGAUGUUCCCACAGUGAUCAUCUCGUAUGUCAUCAUGUUCCUCUAUAUAGCACUGGCACUGGGGCACACCAACCAACUUACUCGCCUUUUGAUCUCGACCAAAGUGACACUUGGCCUGGGUGGGGUGCUCAUCGUACUGGUGUCGGUGUUUGCAGCAGUUGGUUUCUACGGCUAUGUUGGUGUUCCUUGCACAAUGCUCAUCAUUGAGGUGAUUCCAUUCUUAGUGUUGGCGGUCGGGGUCGACAACAUCUUUAUUCUUGUGGAAGCAUAUGCUGGUUUGGACCGCUCUGAGGACGACACGCGACCACAGCUGAUCGGUCGAGCUGUUGGUGCCGUUGGCCCCUCCAUGCUUCUCUCGUCAAUUUCGCAGUCUUGUUGCUUCUUCUUGGGUGCUCUCUCGGACAUGCCAGCUGUACGGGCCUUUGCCAUGUAUGCAGGAAUGAGUUUGCUGAUCAACUUUGUUCUUCAGAUGACCCUGUUUGUUUCACUUUUCUCCCUUGAUGUUACCAGAGAAGAGGACAAUCGAUUUGACGUGUGCUGCUGCAUACGGCAGAGUAAAGUGGAGAAGGACUCUGAAACUCGCUUUUUGCACAAGGUGUUUGAAACAACAUAUGCACCAUUCCUGAUGCGCCCUUGGGUUCGUGCCGUGGUGGUGGUUGUGUUCAUGUUUUGGCUGUGUGCGUCUGUGGCAAUGGUUCCUCACAUUGAAAUUGGUCUUGAGGAAGAGCUUUCUAUGCCUGAUGACUCAUAUGUGUUGAAAUAUUUUGAGUAUCUUGAAAAGUUUGGCUGUGUUGGUGCUCCUGUGUAUUUUGUUCUCAGUCAUGGCUACAACUUCUCGGACUAUGAUAUGCAAAAUAAGAUCUGUUCACAUCUUGGCUGCAAUAAAGAUGCAUUGCUAAUUCAGCUGAAGUUAGCAUCUCAAAUUCCAAAUAGGACUUUCAUCGCUGUGCCAUCUUCUGCGUGGAUCGAUGAUUACUUUGAAUGGUCACUGGAAGGGAAAUACUGCUGCCGCCUGCAUGACGAUGGAAGCUUCUGCAGGAGGGAACUAGAGGCUUUUGAUCCGAGUGAGGUCCCUGUUAAUGCUACGGCAGGUGAUGAGUCCAGCAUAACAGAAGAGCCUAUUUCUUAUGGAGGGCCAAAUUUUGAUGAAGUUUAUAGUGACGACUUCAAUUAUGAUUACAAUUAUGGAGACCUAGACUAUGAUUAUGAAUCUAAAGGGAUUUCCAAAGUAAAGCCAGACUCUAAAGCAAAGGCAUUUGAUGAUGAUCCUGAGGAUUAUUCAUAUAGCUAUGGAGAUUUAUCAUUUAAUUAUGAUGAUCCUAAACCAUCAGAAAACAAAUUAAGUGAUCAUAAAGUUGAUUCUUUAAAAGAAGUUGUCACAACAAAAGCUCCAUCCCGUGAGACACAUUUAGACGAUGGGUGGCCAGACUACAAUCAAAACCCUCCAAUCACUGCUUCAAAUGGAGAUCAUAACCUCAACAUGCCAAUCAAAACAUUAAAAAAGCGUCACGUCGUCUCAAAUAGUUGCCACUCCUGCCCAAUCUCUCCUCUUCCUAACAACCCUUUCCGCCCAGAUCCAGAAGUCUUCAACCAGUAUCUUCCAAUGUUUCUGAAAGAUAACCCUGAUCUGUAUUGCCCUAAAGCAGGACAUGCUGCCUAUGGUCAGAGUGUAAAAAUACGCUAUGAUGAGUCUGGGAAUCCUGUGACUGGGGCAAGUGUGUUUAUGACGUACCACAGUGUCAUGCGUAAUAGCCGCCAGUUCUACGAGGCACUGCGAGCAGCUCGAGCCAUUGCAGAUAACAUUACUAGGACACUGAACCUUGUGGAGAGAGACGGAAAAUUAGUUCCGAGUGGAGAAACAAAAUAUAAGGUGUUCCCUUACAGCGUGUUUUACGUAUUUUACGAACAGUAUUUGAGCAUCUGGGAAGACACAGUACGGAUGUUAGGAAUUUCUGUGGCAGCCGUCUUUUUCAUCACUCUGAUAAUGAUGGGCUUCGACUUUUCUUCAUCAGUGAUUAUCAUGGUCAUGGUUGUGCUUAUUAUAACCAACAUGGGAGGCUUGAUGUACCUCUGGGGUAUUUCUCUCAAUGCUAUAUCCCUCGUGAACCUCAUCGUGGCUAUUGGAAUCUCGGUGGAAUUCUGCUCUCACACUACCCGGGCAUUUGCCGUCAGUGAAGCUGACACCAGAAUUACCAGGGCAAAGAAGGCUCUUGUGAGAAUGGGACCAUCUGUGUUGUCUGGCAUCACACUCAGUGACAUGGGUGUGGUUGUCCUUGCCUUUGCUAACUCCAAAAUAUUUCAGGUGUUUUACUUCCGGAUGUACUUUGGUAUGGUGGUGAUAGGUGCUCUUCAUGGGUUAAUCCUCCUUCCAGUCGUUCUUAGUUUUGUUGGUCCGUCACGAAAGGUGGUACGUAGCAACAUGCCAGAUCGCACAGCCAACCCAAGUGGUUCUGUGCAACUUGAGGAUAUGAUUGAUGACCAGGAAAAGCAGUGCCUUACUGCCACACACACCGCUAGCGUCAAUAAUGCUCCAAGGCAUAGCAACAGUUCUAACAAUAUCAACUCCAGUACGUCCUCCAACUCGAAUAGAAAUAUGCAGGCAAAAAAAUCGCCUAAAAGGGGGAGUCAUAUGUCCUUAAAUCACAAUUUUGAUGAUGUGGAGGACCUAAACAAGAAAAACUCAAAUACCCCCUCACGGAACUCAAACACACUGUCUCGACAUUCUCUAGCUAAAACAGAUGAAGAGUUGGAGCAGUUAAAUCAAUGAUGAUCCAAUCAAUACAUUUUUUUACUUGCGGCAUAAAUAUGAAUGUUAAGUGAUUUGUGUUCGUGAGUCAUAAGUGUCUUGUAUUACAUGUGAUUUUUUUAUGAUGCUGCGGAAGUUCUUCCUAUAUACUUUGUGCUAAAGGAAGUACUUCUGAAAACUAGUGCAUAUUUUGAAUGUGUCAGAAGGAAAGGAAACUGAGCAAAUUCAGAAAUGAUGGUACUGUAGCUCUGAAGAAUAUUGUAAUAAGUUUGCGUAUGAAGCCAGAAGAGGGGAUAAAGCAUACCAGUGAACAUUGGACUUGUGUACGGGUGUCAGACUUGUUCAGCCUCUUCUUGGAUAAACUUUUUGAAAAGUUCAUCUUAUAAUAUGACUAAAGGGAACUGAAAAACUUCCUUAUUUCUUUUAAAGGCUGAAGAAAGUUUAUAUUUUGAGAGGGAACUGUUGUUUUUCAUGGAACAUUCCAGUCAUAUGGCACCAAGAAUACUUACCUGGUAAUGAAAGGCUAACUUAGUUACAUGGAAUAAGUUGGUUUUGGAUAUUUUUGCUCAAGAUAGCUUAAUUGUUUCUGAUGUCCUGUGUUCCUAAUACUUUACUGAUUCUAUGACAUUUCCUUUGUUUUACUUUCUUUACUCAUUAUGUACACCAUGACAAAUGUCACCUUUGUUUUGUCAAGAUAAUAAUUAUAUUGAAGGACAGGUUAAUACAUAUAUGAUGCAAAUUCUCCAUUUUAUUUGACAUUUUAUGUAGAUUGUAAAUAAAAUGCUGUGAUAAUUGCAGUUAGUCAAGCCUAUAUUUAUAGUUUUAUAUAACAAAUUACAGCAUAUUAUCAGUGGACAAUCCUGGAGAUCUGGCAAUAUAGUAUUUAAAAAGUUGAAAUAUUGUCUUAGAUAAUAUGUUAAUACAUAUCACAAAGCUUUCGUGAUAAAUGUAUUGCAAAUAUUAGAAGACUUGCUGCAAUGAUAUUCAGAGAGAGUACAUUCGAGUUAUUUCAUGUAUGUAUAAUCUGCUUUUCUGCGAGUAGCUCAUGUUGAGCUUUAACACGCGUGGUUCUGUACACAUGUAGCGUCACAGUGCCCAUUAUGAUGUGUGUGUGCUUUAACCCUUAGUGCGCAAUUAUUAAAAUAUUUGAAAAACACCAGUUUAGUUUCAUCUUUCCAAACGACAGUUAAAAAUGUACAUUAUUUUUUUUUUAAUAUACAAAAUUUAAAAUUAAUUAAAUAUUGAUAUCAGUUUCUCAAAUUUAGAUAAAGAAAUAGGCCUUUUACAUUUCCUUUUUUUGUAAAAUUUAAUGGAAAAUGUUAACAAAUAUGGAUGAUUGAUGGAAAAUGCCAAAAUUGGUUUCUAACUUGAUAUCUUUUAAUAAGAAAUUUUGUGAGCGAUGGCAUCACAUGCUCAAGAACGCCUCUAAUUAUUGAUGUUUUUUGAAUAAUACCAAUAUUUACAACUUCAGUAUUAGGUAAUUGCCAGAGGAAUGUAGAAUCUUGAUAAUUAUAAAGGGCUUAUAAGCAAAAAAUAAUUAUAUAUUUCUAAUGAAAAAGCUUCAUUUGAUGCGAGCUGCCAUGUAAGGGUUAACACACCUGGUCCGGGACUUGGUGUGGCAACACAGUGCCCAUUACAACACGUGUAUCUUCUUAAUGAAUUUUUAGCAAGACCUUACCUUACCUUUACAAGUGAUAUCAAUGUCAAAAUUUUCUUUAAGUAAAAUCAGGCAUGACAUGAGAUGUUAACUUAAUUUUUGAAAGUGAGCCUUUCAGUGUUUUUAAAAAGUGCCAUUGAGAAGCAAAACUUAUUUAGAUGUUUAGGAGCAAUUUUGGCUUUUCGUCAUUGGUAAUUACUUUUGCUAGCAUUGUCUUGCCAUAGAAUGAGAUUGCAAGUUAGAAGACAUUCUCUCUUAAAUUGGUCAUGCUUAUUGUCAUUUUUUUUUAAUUUGAGUACUUAGCGAGAUUUGAAUUUCGCUUCAGAUAUAUUAAUUGUUACCAGAAUGAUGUUAAGAUUAUAAUGCUGUAAAAACUAGCAAUAUAUUGAAGAUUAGGCAAUACAUUUUCCUUAGCAUGUAUAAUGAAACAUUAUAUGUAUACUUAUGAAGGGAAAACUGUAUUUUCAGUGGCCACAUAAGGAUAAAAUUGAUUAGUGCAAAUGUUGCAUCCAUCAUCAUCAUGCCACUAUUGUUCCCGAGUGAGAAGGCCUCAGCAAUAUGUGGUCCAUGUCUUUAAUCCUGAGGUCUUGUCACUUAAGCCGAACACAUCUGAAGCAGGUAUUUGCCGUUGGUUCUUAAGCCAAACGUUGUGUUACAUGUAAAUAAUUUAUUAUGCAAGUCUCAGAUGUGUUUCUUCUGUCAGUGCCUCAAGAGAUAUUUAUAGACUGAUGAUAUAACAGGCCUCAUUGUACAGUACCUCCAUAAAUAACAUUUGUUUUUGUAAAUGACUUUGGUAGUGCAUUGUGAAAGAGUAGCCAGAUAUGUGAGUGAGAUAGCUUGGGGUGGUAUUGACUGGCGUGUGUGUGUGUGACUUCACUGCUUGUAUAGGGUGAAUCCGUCCACAUGUGGAUUAAAGGUUUCCUCUUAGAGAACCAAUAAAAUAAGUCAAGCUAUAAAGUUCACUAGCUAUUUUAACUCUUUUUAAUAUUUCAACUCGUCAAAGAUAUUUUGUAAUGCUGAAAUACCUAUGUAAGUGUGUUAUAGUACACCAUAUUAUGUCAAUUCAUCAAGAAUGAAGUUUACUUAAUAUUUCAAGUGAUUUUUUGUUCUUUAGUUCUAUCGAUUGCACUUUAAAGUAGAGAUUUACAAAAAAUUAAAGUUUUGUAAAUUGCUGUAUCAAAACCCAUAUUUUGUAUUUUGAUUCCAGUAAUCUCUUUCCAGUUUAUUUUGAAACGUAGUAAGAACAUCAACUACAGUAUAUUGCUCAAACAUGUUUAGUUAAAACCAUUUUUUAUUACUGUACUUUUUACUAUAUUCUGCAAGAAACUUUAUUGGAUGCCACAGGAAGUACAGUACAAAUGUAUUUCACUUCCCAUACUUUAUUAAGAUUUAAACUCAAAUUUAAAAUACUGUACCUUGAUUACUUGAAAAAAAUUGCAAGUAUGAAACUUGUGAAAUUUACAGAAGGUAUAUUUUUUGUUUGUUUGAAGGACUGAUUAGCAUAUUAAAUAUCAUGCAAGACUUUUGGGA